UGAAGCGUGUCACGUGCGGGUGAGGGGUUAAUCCCCUGAGGACGGUGGCUUCGAAGCACCAAAAAGCCUGCGCUGAAUCUGGGAAGUGGUUGUGGAGAAGGGAUUUUUUCAUCUGCCCCUGGUUGGAGUGUCCCCAAUGCCACUGCCAGUGGCGCUUCAGUCCCGCCUGGCCAGGCGAGGCCUGCUGAAACAUGUAGAGCCUGAGCCAGAGGAGGAAAUCAUUGCAGAAGAUUAUGAUGACGACCAUGUUGACUAUGAAGCCACUAGGAUUGAGAACCUGGCCCCAAACUGGUACAAAGUCAUCGACCCUGUCUGCGGCCUCCCUUACUAUUGGAACAUGGAGACUGAUCUGGUUUCGUGGCUCUCGCCCAACGAUCCCAGCUCUGUGGUGACCAAAGCAGCCAAGAAGCUGAAGAACAAUUUAGACACUGAGGAAAAAACGGAGCGCUUGCAUGAGAAGGUGGAGCGGGAUGAGGUGAAGGAGCGUCGCUACCACCGACGGGAGGAGCUGGCCCCCUACCCCAAGAGCAAGAAAUCAAACCGGAAGGAUGAAGAACUAGAUCCCAUGGACCCCAGCGCUUACUCGGAUGCUCCCCGGGGGACCUGGUCCACCGGGCUGCCCAAGCGGAACGAGGCCAAGACUGGUGCGGAUACCACAGCAGCCGGCCCGCUCUUCCAGCAGCGCCCCUACCCGAGCCCUGGCGCUGUCCUGCGGGCUAACGCUGAAGCUUCCCGGGCUAAGCAGCAGGACUGAGACCCGCAUUCCUCCCUUCCCUAAUGUAUUUGUUAAUAAAGCUGGAGAAAACA
This is a messenger RNA of Elgaria multicarinata webbii, 807 nucleotides long. It is a transcript of the gene PQBP1, whose product is annotated as polyglutamine binding protein 1. Gene Ontology annotation, molecular function: lipid binding; protein binding. The coding region runs from base 137 to 754 and encodes 205 amino acids. The transcript has 7 exons. Gene Ontology annotation, cellular component: cytosol; plasma membrane. NCBI's taxonomy places the organism in Eukaryota, Metazoa, Chordata, Lepidosauria, Squamata, Anguidae. The record is from RefSeq and is a predicted model, not a curated record.